CGGCGGCGGCGGCGGCGGCAGCGGUGGCGGCGGCGGCGGCGGCGGCGGCGGCGGCGGCGCGGGGGUUGAGCCGUGGUAGUGCGGACGCGCUCGUGCUCGGGAACUAUCGGAUUAAACUUGAAUCGAGUGAAAUUACACAAAGGAGCGCCGCUGAAGAGGCGGCCCGGGGACCCGGAGACCCUGAAACUCGCCAGAGCCCCGUUCGCCCCUGGCCAACUCCGCGCCCGUGGAUUAGCCCCCUGGCCGCGGCCGCCGAGCCAACUCCGGAGCCCGCUCUGCGUUUUGUUUUCCCCUCGGCACAGGGCAGCGGAGGAGCCCUACCGACCGACCCGGACCUACAUCCAGACUUUGCCUGACACUGCAGGGUCCGAGAGAAUUAAAGAAAUACGGAAUGACACGAAGAAGAUUAGUUAAGGAUUAUAGGCUUUGAGGACAAACACCUCAGUGAGGUGGGAGCACGGACACGCUCCCGGGCUGUAGCUUGGAGGAGCCGCGUGUUGGAAGACGAUGGCGGAUCCAGGAAUGAUGAGUCUUUUUGGCGAGGACGGGAAUAUCUUCAGCGAAGGCCUCGAGGGCCUCGGAGAGUGUGGCUACCCUGAAAACCCAGUGAACCCCAUGGGCCAGCAGAUGCCGAUAGACCAAGGCUUUGCCUCCCUGCAGCCCUCCCUUCACCACCCCCCCGCGAGUCAGAGUCAGACCAAGCUGACCCACUUCGAUCACUAUAAUCAGUACGAACAGCAAAAGAUGCAUCUGCUGGAUCAGCCAAACCGAAUGAUGAGCGGCGCCCCUGGGAACGGGCUGGCGUCCCCUCACUCGCAGUACCACGCCCCUGCCGUCCCUCAGGUCCCCCACGGCGCCAGCGGUGGCGGUCAGAUGGCAGUCUACCCCGGCAUGCAGAACGAAAGGCACGGGCCGCCGUUCGUGGACAGCGGCUCCCUGUGGGGCCCCCGGGCCGUUCAGGUGCCGGACCAGGCGCGGGCCCCCUACCAGCAGCAGCCCCAGCCGCAGCAGCCCCAGCCUGCUCCGUCGGGGCCCCCCACGCAGGGCCACCCUCAGCACUUGCAGCAGAUGGGCAGCUAUAUGGCACGCGGGGACUUCUCCCUGCAGCAGCACGGCCAGCCGCAGCAGAGGAUGAGCCAGUUCUCCCAGGGCCAGGAGGGCCUCAGUCAGGGAGGUCCUUUCAUCGCCACCUCAGGACCCGGCCACUUGGCCCACGUGCCCCAGCAGAGCCCCAGCGUGGCGCCUUCCUUGCGUCAUUCGGUGCAGCAGUUCCACCACCACCCCCCUACUGCUCUCCAUGGAGAAUCCGUUGCCCACAGCCCCAGGUUCUCCCCUAACCCUCCUCAACAAGGGGCUGGGAGGCCGCAGACCCUGAACUUCAGUUCUCGGAGCCAGACCGUCCCCUCACCUACUAUAAACAACUCAGGGCAGUAUUCUCGAUAUCCUUACAGUAACCUAAAUCAGGGAUUAGUUAACAAUACAGGGAUGAAUCAGAAUUUAGGCCUUACAAAUAAUACUCCAAUGAAUCAGUCCGUACCAAGAUACCCCAAUGCUGUAGGAUUCCCAUCGAACAGUGGGCAAGGACUAAUGCACCAGCAGCCCAUCCACCCCAGCGGCUCACUUAACCAAAUGAACACACAAACUAUGCAUCCUUCACAGCCUCAGGGAACUUACGCCUCUCCACCUCCCAUGUCACCCAUGAAAGCAAUGAGCAAUCCGGCAGGCACACCGCCUCCGCAAGUCAGGCCCGGAAGCGCUGGGAUACCAAUGGACGUUGGCAGUUAUCCAAAUAUGCCCCACCCUCAGCCAUCUCACCAGCCCCCCGGUGCCAUGGGAAUCGGACAGAGGAAUAUGGGCCCCAGAAACAUGCAGCAGUCUCGUCCAUUUAUGGGCAUGUCCUCAGCACCGAGGGAGCUGGCCGGGCACCUGAGACCAAACGGCUGUCCCGGUGUUAGCCUUGCAGAUCCCCAAGCGAUCCAGGAGCGACUGCUACCUGGCCAGCAGCACCCCGGUCAGCAGCCGUCUUUCCAGCAGUUGCCAACCUGCCCUCCGAUGCAGCCCCACCCGGGCCUGCACCACCAGUCUUCACCCCCACACCCGCACCACCAGCCUUGGGCACAGCUCCACCCGUCACCCCAGAGCACCCCGCAGAAAGUGCCUGUGCCUCAGCAUUCUCCAUCGGAGCCCUUUCUAGAGAAACCAGUGCCGGAUAUGACUCAGGUUAGUGGACCGAACGCUCAGCUAGUGAAGAGUGAUGAUUGCCUGCCAUCAGUGGAACAGCAGCCACAGCAGAAGAAGAAGAAAAAGAAAAACAACCACAUUGUCGCCGAGGAUCCCAGCAAAAGUUUUGGUAAAGAUGACUUCCCUGGUGGGGUUGAUAACCAAGAACUAAAUAGGAACUCGCUAGAUGGGUCCCAAGAAGAGAAGAAGAAAAAGAAAAGGCCGAAGGUAAAAAAAGAUCCGAAGGAACCGAAAGAACCCAAGGAGAAAAAAGAGCCCAAGGAACCCAAGACCCCGAAAGCCCCUAAGAUUCCCAAAGAGCCAAAGGAAAAGAAAGCAAAAACUGCCACGCCAAAACCCAAAUCCAGCAAAAAGUCAAGUAAUAAGAAACCUGAUUCAGAAGCAAGUGCUUUGAAGAAAAAGGUCAACAAGGGAAAAACAGAAGGUUCUGAAAAUUCAGACUUAGACAAAACGCCCCCAGCAUCUCCUCCUCCUGAAGAAGAUGAGGACCCAGGUGUUCAGAAGCGACGUUCCAGCAGGCAGGUGAAGCGGAAGCGAUACACGGAAGACUUGGAGUUCAAGAUUUCCGACGAGGAAGCGGAUGAUGCAGACGCUGCUGGGAGAGACUCCCCCUCCAACACCUCGCAGUCAGAGCAGCAGGAAUCUGUUGAUGCAGAAGGUCCAGUGGUAGAAAAAAUCAUGAGCAGUCGUUCAAUAAAAAAACAGAAGGACUCUGGAGAGGAGAUAGAAGUUGAGGAAUUCUACGUGAAAUACAAAAACUUCUCUUAUCUUCAUUGUCAAUGGGCAUCUGUAGAAGAUCUGGAGAAAGAUAAGAGAAUUCAGCAAAAGAUCAAACGAUUUAAGGCAAAGCAGGGCCAGAACAAAUUCCUUUCAGAGAUUGAAGAUGAGCUUUUUAAUCCAGAUUAUGUGGAGGUUGACCGGAUAAUGGACUUUGCACGAAGCACAGAUGAACGGGGAGAGCCUGUGACUCACUACCUGGUGAAGUGGUGUUCCCUGCCUUACGAAGACAGCACGUGGGAACUAAGGCAGGACAUAGAUCAAGCAAAGAUCGAAGAGUUUGAGGAACUAAUGUCCAGGGAGCCAGAAACAGAGCGUGUGGAGCGACCUCCUGCCGAUGACUGGAAGAAAUCGGAGAGUUCCAGGGAGUACAAAAACAAUAACAAACUCAGGGAAUACCAGUUGGAGGGAGUAAACUGGCUACUUUUCAAUUGGUACAACAUGCGAAACUGCAUUUUAGCAGAUGAAAUGGGUUUGGGAAAAACUAUCCAGUCCAUUACAUUUCUCUAUGAGAUAUAUUUGAAAGGAAUCCAUGGCCCUUUUUUAGUAAUUGCCCCAUUGUCCACAAUCCCCAACUGGGAAAGGGAAUUCCGUACCUGGACAGAGUUGAACGUGGUUGUGUAUCAUGGGAGUCAAGCUAGUCGUCGGACCAUUCAGUUGUAUGAAAUGUACUUCAAAGAUCCCCAGGGUCGAGUGAUAAAGGGGUCCUAUAAGUUUCAUGCCAUCAUCACUACAUUUGAGAUGAUUUUGACGGAUUGUCCUGAGCUGCGGAAUAUUCCAUGGCGCUGUGUCGUCAUUGAUGAAGCCCACAGGCUGAAGAAUAGGAACUGCAAGCUUCUGGAGGGGCUCAAGAUGAUGGACUUGGAGCACAAAGUGCUGCUGACGGGGACCCCCCUACAGAACACGGUGGAGGAACUCUUCAGCCUGCUUCAUUUCUUGGAACCGAGUCGUUUCCCUUCAGAAACCACCUUCAUGCAAGAAUUUGGUGAUCUGAAAACAGAAGAGCAGGUGCAAAAACUCCAGGCUAUUCUAAAGCCAAUGAUGUUGAGACGUCUCAAGGAGGAUGUAGAGAAGAACCUGGCCCCCAAAGAAGAAACCAUUAUUGAAGUUGAGCUCACGAACAUUCAGAAGAAAUAUUACCGAGCCAUCCUUGAGAAGAAUUUCACAUUUCUCUCCAAAGGCGGUGGUCAAGCUAACGUACCUAACCUUUUAAACACUAUGAUGGAGCUACGGAAGUGCUGCAAUCACCCAUACCUUAUUAACGGUGCUGAAGAGAAAAUUUUGGAAGAGUUUAAAGAAACACACAAUGCAGACUCUCCAGAUUUUCAGCUCCAGGCGAUGAUCCAGGCUGCUGGCAAGCUAGUGCUGAUUGACAAACUACUGCCAAAACUGAAGGCUGGUGGCCACAGGGUGCUUAUCUUUUCCCAGAUGGUGCGCUGCUUGGACAUACUGGAAGACUACCUCAUUCAAAGACGGUACCCGUACGAGAGGAUCGACGGCAGAGUGAGAGGCAACCUCCGCCAGGCAGCUAUCGACAGAUUCUCCAAACCCGAUUCUGAUAGGUUUGUUUUCCUCCUGUGUACACGGGCAGGAGGCUUAGGCAUUAAUCUUACUGCUGCUGACACCUGCAUCAUCUUCGAUUCCGACUGGAAUCCCCAAAAUGAUCUCCAGGCUCAGGCUAGAUGUCAUAGAAUAGGACAGAGCAAAUCUGUGAAAAUCUACAGGCUGAUCACAAGAAACUCUUACGAAAGGGAAAUGUUUGACAAGGCUAGUCUGAAGCUCGGCCUGGACAAAGCUGUGCUGCAGUCCAUGAGUGGGAGAGAAAACGCUACCAACGGGGUCCAACAACUUUCCAAGAAAGAAAUAGAGGAUCUUCUGCGAAAGGGGGCCUACGGUGCACUCAUGGAUGAGGAGGACGAAGGGUCUAAGUUCUGCGAAGAAGAUAUUGACCAGAUUCUCCUGCGGCGAACCCACACUAUCACCAUUGAGUCUGAAGGCAAAGGUUCCACGUUUGCUAAGGCCAGUUUUGUUGCAUCUGGAAACAGGACAGACAUUUCCUUGGAUGAUCCAAAUUUCUGGCAAAAGUGGGCUAAGAAGGCUGAAUUGGAUAUUGAUGCCUUAAACGGGAGGAACAACCUGGUUAUCGACACUCCAAGAGUGAGGAAGCAAACCAGGCUGUACAGUGCAGUGAAAGAAGACGAGCUGAUGGAGUUUUCAGACUUGGAAAGUGAUUCCGAAGAGAAGCCUUGCACGAAGCCGCGGCGGCCCCAGGACAGGUCCCAGGGCUACGCGAGGAGUGAGUGCUUUAGAGUUGAGAAGAAUCUGCUCGUCUAUGGCUGGGGACGGUGGACAGACAUCCUUUCGCACGGGCGCUACAAGCGUCAGCUCACUGAGCAAGACGUGGAAACCAUCUGCAGGGCCAUCCUCGUGUACUGCCUCAACCAUUACAAGGGCGAUGAGAAUAUCAAAAGCUUCAUCUGGGAUCUGAUCACGCCCACGGCGGACGGCCAGACGCGAGCCUUGGUCAACCAUUCUGGUUUAUCGGCCCCGGUGCCCAGGGGAAGGAAAGGAAAGAAGGUGAAAGCCCAGAGCACCCAUCCGGUGGUGCAGGAUGCCGACUGGCUGGCGGGUUGCAACCCGGAUGCCUUGUUCCAGGAGGACAGCUACAAGAAACACCUGAAGCACCACUGCAAUAAGGUCCUGCUGCGUGUCCGCAUGCUGUACUACCUAAGACAAGAAGUCAUAGGAGACCAGGCAGAUAAGAUUUUAGAGGGUGCUGACUCAAGUGAGGCUGAUGUGUGGAUCCCUGAACCCUUCCAUGCGGAAGUCCCCACAGAUUGGUGGGAUAAGGAAGCAGAUAAGUCCCUCCUAAUUGGAGUGUUCAAACACGGCUACGAGAAGUACAAUUCCAUGCGAGCUGACCCCGCACUGUGCUUCCUGGAACGAGUCGGGAUGCCCGAUGCCAAGGCCAUAGCUGCCGAGCAAAGAGGAACAGACAUGCUAGCAGAUGGCGGUGACGGGGGAGAAUUUGAUAGAGAAGAUGAAGACCCGGAAUAUAAACCAACCAGGACUCCAUUCAAGGAUGAAAUAGACGAAUUUGCAAAUUCUCCUCCAGAAGAUAAGGAAGAAUCCAUGGAGAUCCGCUCCACAGGCAAGCACAGCGAGAGUAAUGCUGAGUUAGGCCAACUUUACUGGCCCAACACCUCGACCCUGACCACCCGUCUGCGCCGGCUCAUUACUGCCUAUCAGCGCAGCUAUAAAAGGCAACAAAUGAGGCAAGAGGCUCUAAUGAAGACUGACCGGCGGAGACGGCGGCCUCGGGAGGAAGUGAGAGCACUAGAAGCGGAAAGGGAAGCUAUAAUAUCUGAGAAACGGCAAAAGUGGACAAGAAGAGAAGAGGCUGAUUUUUACCGUGUGGUAUCUACUUUUGGAGUUAUUUUUGACCCCAUGAAACAGCAGUUUGACUGGAACCAAUUUCGAGCCUUUGCCAGGCUUGACAAAAAGUCUGACGAGAGUUUGGAGAAAUACUUCAGUUGUUUUGUGGCCAUGUGUAGGCGAGUGUGUCGAAUGCCCACUAAGCCAGAUGAUGAACCACCUGACCUCUCCUCCAUGAUUGAGCCAAUCACAGAAGAGCGUGCCUCUAGAACUCUCUACCGCAUCGAACUGCUGCGGAAAAUACGCGAGCAGGUUCUUCAUCACCCUCAGCUGGGAGAGAGGCUGAAGCUCUGCCAGCCGAGUUUGGAUUUGCCAGAGUGGUGGGAAUGUGGGAGGCAUGACCGGGACUUGCUGGUCGGCGCUGCUAAACACGGGGUCAGCCGGACGGACUAUCACAUCCUCAAUGACCCCGAGUUAUCUUUCUUGGAUGCGCACAAAAACUUUGCCCAGAACCGAGGGGCAGGUAACCUGUCCUCCCUGACUCCACUGGCCGUUGGAUUUGGCCAGACUCCUGCCGUCCUCCCGUCUGCUCACGCCCAGGAAGAGAAGGCUGCGGGACAAAGCGAGGGCAAAGCGGAGGAGUCUGGCGGCGUGACCACCCAAGAGAAACCCGAGGGGAAGGAGGAGGAAGAAGAGACCGACGGCAGGGAGAAGGACAGUAAGCAGGGCUGUGAGGCCGAGGCGAGCUCUGUGAAAAGUGACCUGAAAGGGAUGGAGGUCGGUGCCGACACAGGGCCCAAGUCUAUUUCGGAAAAAGGUUCUGAAGAGGACGAAGAAGAAAAGCUGGAGGAUGACGAUAAGUCAGAAGAGUCUUCCCAGCCUGAAGCAGGAGCUGUCUCUAGAGGGAAGAAUUUCGAUGAAGAAAGCAAUGCCUCCAUGAGCACCGCUAGGGAUGAAACCCGAGAUGGGUUCUACAUGGAGGAUGGAGACCCUUCAGUAGCUCAGCUCCUUCAUGAAAGAACAUUUGCCUUCUCAUUUUGGCCUAAGGACCGAGUAAUGAUAAACCGAUUAGACAACAUCUGUGAAGCCGUGCUGAAAGGCAAAUGGCCAGUAAAUAGGCGCCAGAUGUUUGAUUUCCAGGGCCUCAUCCCUGGUUACACGCCACCCACCAUGGACAGUCCCCUGCAGAAGAGGAGCUUUGCCGAGCUCUCCAUGGUCGGCCAAGCUAGCAUUAGUGGGAGCGAGGACCUCACGACUUCUCCUCAGUUGUCAAAGGAAGACGCCCUAAACCUCUCUGUCCCUCGCCAGCGGAGGAGGAGGAGGAGAAAAAUUGAAAUUGAGGCCGAGAGAGCGGCCAAGCGGCGAAACCUCAUGGAAAUGGUUGCUCAGCUGAGGGAGUCUCAAGUGGUCUCAGAAAACGGACAAGAAAAAGUUGUAGAUUUAUCAAAGGCCUCAAGAGAGGCAGCAAGCUCUACCUCAAAUUUUUCGUCUCUUACUUCAAAGUUUAUCUUGCCUAACGUCUCGACACCGGUGUCCGAUGCCUUUAAGACUCAAAUGGAGCUGCUCCAGGCAGGCCUGUCACGCACACCCACGAGGCAUCUGCUUAACGGCUCCCUGGUGGAUGGAGAGCCUCCCAUGAAGAGGAGGCGGGGAAGGAGGAAAAACGUGGAGGGUCUUGAUCUGCUUUUCAUGAGCCACAAACGGACGUCAUUGAGUGCAGAGGAUGCUGAGGUGACCAAAGCUUUCGAAGAAGAUAUAGAGACCCCACCUACAAGAAACAUUCCUUCUCCUGGACAGCUGGACCCAGACACGCGGAUCCCCGUGAUAAAUCUUGAAGACGGGACUAGGCUGGUGGGGGAGGACGCUCCUAAAAAUAAGGACUUAGUUGAAUGGCUGAAGCUGCAUCCUACUUACACUGUUGAUAUGCCAAGUUAUGUACCAAAGAAUGCGGAUGUGCUGUUUUCCUCAUUUCAGAAACCGAAACAGAAACGACAUAGAUGUCGAAACCCUAAUAAAUUGGAUAUAAACACUUUGACAGGAGAAGAAAGGGUGCCUGUUGUCAAUAAACGAAAUGGAAAGAAGAUGGGUGGAGCUAUGGCACCUCCGAUGAAGGACCUGCCCAGGUGGCUGGAAGAGAACCCUGAAUUUGCAGUCGCUCCAGACUGGACUGAGAUAGUGAAGCAGUCUGGUUUUGUUCCCGAGUCGAUGUUUGACCGCCUUCUCACUGGCCCCGUGGUGCGGGGGGAAGGAGCGAGCAGGAGAGGACGAAGGCCCAAGAGCGAGAUCGCCAGGGCGGCCGCGGCGGCCGCGGCGGCCUCCACCUCCGGAAUCAACCCCCUGUUGGUGAACAGCCUGUUUGCCGGGAUGGACCUCACGAGCCUUCAGAACCUCCAGAACCUCCAGUCUCUCCAGCUCGCGGGGCUCAUGGGCUUCCCUCCAGGACUGGCGACGGCGGCCGCCGCCGCCGGAGGCGACGCCAAGAACCCUGCGGCCGUGCUGCCCCUGAUGCUGCCGGGCAUGGCGGGCCUGCCCAACGUGUUCGGACUGGGCGGGCUGCUGAACAACCCGCUCUCCGCUGCUGCUGGCAACGCCGCCGCCGCCGCCGCCGCCGCCGCUGCUGCUCCCGGGCAGGGAGAGCCGGAGGACGGCGCCCCGAAAGCGGAAGAGAAAGGCAACGAGAACGAAGACGAGAACAAAGACUCCGAGAAAAGCACAGAUGCUGUUUCGGCUACUGACUCUGCGAAUGGAUCUGUUGGUGCUGCUACUGCCCCGGCCGGAUUGCCCUCCAACCCGCUCGCCUUCAACCCUUUCCUCCUGUCCACUGUGGCGCCAGGCCUCUUCUACCCGUCCAUGUUUCUACCUCCGGGACUGGGGGGAUUGACACUGCCUGGGUUCCCCGCGUUAGCAGGACUCCAGAAUGCCGUGGGCUCCAGCGAAGAGAAGGCCCCCGACAAGGCCGAGGGGGGCGCCUUCCAGGAAGAGGAGAACCUGGACGGCAGCGACGCCGAGGAGAACCCGGAAAAGACCGCGGGGUCCUCCGUCUUCGAAGACGAAGGAGCACAGGGUGAAGAGCUGGACUCGCUCGAUGGGGGGGAUGAACUAGAAAACAACGAAAAUGAUGAAUAACCAGUACCAGUUCCAGUUCAAGUGUUUAAAACUUUUGACAAGUGGUAGUCCUACUGUUUACACUCACAGUUAAUGUUCAUACCUAGUUUUAUAAGCUGUUCUGUAACAUAGUGUAGCAAAAAAGAAAAAGAAAAAAAAAAAGUCCAAGUCAUGUUAUACAGGUGUGUCAAAAGGUAUCUUGGUCAUUAAGUAUUGUGCAGUGCAUUAUUUAUUAUCCCUAGGAGAGAUGAAAUUUGAGAGGUGAUCAUGUCUUUUUAAGGAAACUUACAUAAUGCUCUGCUUCUUUUUUUUUUUUUUUUUUUUUUCCUUUUGGUACCAUUGGUAUUAUAAUAAAGAGCAAUUUGUAACUGAGUGGCACUAAUGGAAGGAAGUGCUGCUCAAAGGAAGUAUGAAGUUAUAUAUUUAAUUUUUUAAUUUUAAUUUUUUUGCUGUGAAGGUCAAGAUGAAAUUUACCAUACAUAUCAUACUUGCUCAUUUGUUUCCCUUUUGACUGUAUGGGGGUUCCCACACUUGCGCAUCCACACACAUCCAUACACUCUGACAAUCUCCACGUUAGUGUGAACGUCUCUGUCCCGAGGCGCAGCAAUAAUAAGGCAGCUGUUGAAUGUGAAGGGUCCCUUUGGAAAUUAACCUACUGGGAGGGUUCUUGCCAGACAGAACUACAGUUCCAUUGUCUCGUGGUCUUGUAAUGCACUGGUAUAAACAAAAUAAAUAGAUAAAUAAAGAGUGAGAGAAGAGAGAAUCAGGUACCUUUUUUAAAUUAAAGGACUUUGUUACUUUAGCCACAAAGCUAAAACAGCAUUACCUCAGCUCUAAACUAGCCUUGAAGUUUACAGACAUGACUUUGUAAAUGUAUUGUUUUUCUUUGUUGUGAUGUCCUUUUAUUUUUUUCUUUGAAAACUGCUAUCAUGUAAGAUAAAAUGUAAAUUGCUGCCAACUGUAGUAAUGAUGCUUUUAAUAAAAGUGACCCAUGAUAUGCAGAGAUGUAAUUAGAGAAUGUAGUAUGUAGGGGAACUGGUGUUCACUCUAUUUUUUGUAUUCGCAAUAGAUGCAAAUACAGCAUUCUGGCCUUUG
This is a messenger RNA of Neofelis nebulosa (Clouded leopard), 10593 nucleotides long. It is a transcript of the gene CHD7, whose product is annotated as chromodomain helicase DNA binding protein 7. Lineage: Eukaryota; Metazoa; Chordata; Mammalia; Carnivora; Felidae. Gene Ontology annotation, molecular function: ATP-dependent chromatin remodeler activity; protein binding; ATP binding. The record is from RefSeq and is a predicted model, not a curated record. The coding region runs from base 508 to 9519 and encodes 3003 amino acids. The transcript has 38 exons.